Molecule: messenger RNA, 16103 nt
Organism: Amoebophrya sp. A120
Lineage: Eukaryota; Dinophyceae; Syndiniales; Amoebophryaceae
Source: the annotation of a GenBank genome assembly
AGCCUUUUGCGCAUUCAAGCACGUUCGAGAUAGUACACAGGUGCGUGAAAGAGGUGGCUGAAGGAUAAACUUGUGCCUAUUCCAGAUGGCUGCUAGUACUUGAUUGUAAAAUAAAGCGCUACAGAAAUAAGUAUGCAUCAGCAGCGGCAGAGAAACUUCGGCCCGAGCCAGCACCAGCAGAACUGGAGCCAGCAACCGGGUGCAGACAGACGGGGCCAGACUCCGCGAGUCGCGAACGGUGAGUACAACCAGCAGCACCGUCCCCGCGCCAGUCCUGGAGAUCCAGUACCAGGAAGCGCGAUGUCCCGCGUACCGCGCGGCAGCCCAACCGGCUCAGUCUACGGCGAAAUGCCGCGUGGCAGUCCGACUGCCGGAACGCCCUACGGACAAUCGGCCUACUCUCGUGGUGAAAACGGGGGCUACAGCACCAGCGUGCGCGGUGGACACGGGCAAUAUCAAGGCGGACAGAGGUAUGCGGACCAGGGCAGAAACGCAAGUAACCAAAACGCUCCGCGCGGAAGUCCGACUGCCACAGACCACCAUCGAAGUACUAAGAUGCCUAGUCAUGGAUAUUUCUGUUUUUCGAGCCCCUCGCCCCUGGAGAUAUGGGCUGUUCUUUGUUUUCGCUCCUCAUUAGGGCAGGACGUUUCCUUCCGAGCUCUGGCCCUCAAGCUCGGGGUCCUAGAUGGGCUGGCUGGAGUUUGUUUUUGUUCGCGCUUCUAGGGAAUAUGCGGCAGUGCUGGAGAGCAUUAUGGUGCUGCUCAGGGUGCAAGGCGGGUUUUGCUCGCCCUUCGAUAUGUUGCGGGUUUUCCAACUUACUAGCUGCUACUCCGAGUAAGGGCAGGAGGCUCUCAAGCCUCGUUUGGGAAGCCCUGUCGGGGCCAGAUACCUCGCUGUGCUGGUUUUUAUCUUGGGAGCAGCUACUCCCCUGCCGGGUCGCGUCUCUACUCCUUUUUACACCAGAGAAGCUUCGCUUCGUCCUCGGUCUCAAUGGGUCGGUAGUAUAGUGCUGCGCGGGGUGGUCAGCGAGUGUACAAAACCUCCAGCCGGGAGCGCAUGGGCCGACAGCUAGAGGCUUGGCACUUAGGGAUAUGAGCUGGCGGGGCUCGCCGCAGUUCUAUUAGCGAUUGGUUUUGCUAGGGUUGGCCCUGUACCUGUUGACGGCGGUGAGGAUACUUACUUUGUUUCGGAUGCGCGGAUAGCUCGCAUCCCGUUGGGGGCGCGGACCCAGCGUCUAUUCUAUCGUGCCUGUUGGCCGUGUCUAUAGAUUUUAGGCUGGGGCCUGGGUCAUUUUACACAUUGGAAGUUUUCCGUUCAGGGGCCCAUAGUGCUACCCUCUGCUUCGCUUUGUUGAUACUGCGGUCUAGUGCAUCUCGUUUCGCGGUGGAACUUCCCGGACCUGGGGCACUUCUGUUUUCGGAAGGCCAGAUGCCUCACAGCGCUGGCACUUAUCUCGGCGGCUGCCUUCUUCUUUGACUUUUUGUUUCGGAUUGGCCUUACAGUCUCAUCUGCACCACACCAGGGGAGCUCCGCUUUGUCCUCGGUCUCGCCUUGCUUUGGGAACAGGGGUCGUUUGGCACUGGCGGUACCCAAUCCGUUACCCUUGCGAACUUGUUCCCUGGCUAGGGCUCGUGGUUUGGUGUCUCCUUCGUUCGCCCCCUGUUCCCAUCGCGGGGCGGGGCCGAGGUUUUGUUUCGUGGAUGAUGGCCCGCGCCAAAAUUUGUCUGUGGUGCGGGCAUUAGUGUUGCGGGAAGGCCCAGCUGGGCUGGGGGUUGAGUAGGGUGCGCUAUUCGUGGCACCCUUGCGGGGUAGCUGAUCGCACUGGGGGUACCGCACUCGUCUUCGCGUAGACGUGCGCGGGGGUCUUCCGCUCGCUCGGGCCUAGUGGGUGAGAGGCCCACUAGUGGUUCUGGUUUCCUUUUUUCUCGUGACAGAGUUAGGAGUCACGCCAGGCGCGUGCAACGCCUUUGCUUUUGGUUGCUCGCCUCUAAGUUUUGGACUUUCCUACGAGGAGUUUCGGUUUUCUAGCGAGGUUAGCCUGGGUUAUUUUUCAGCCGAUGUCCGGACUUCUUUCCUUGCCUCGCAAGAGGGAUUGUUGCAGCCUCACGAACGGACGGGCCUUGGCCGUAGGAGUAGGGCACUUGUCGAUGCUCAGCGUUAGUGAGUUUUUUCACAAGCGAUGGUCUGCUCUUUGGUGUUGGGUUGGAGUUUGCCGCACCUGCAGCGGCUGGGUUUGUUUCGGGUCGCUUGCUAUUUUCCCACCCAGACAGUGGCUGGGGGCACGUUGGAGGUGCGACGCUAUUCUUAGGCUUGGUUAACCGGUCGGGGAAUUUUGGCUGCCCUAGGGAGGCUACUUCUUGGAAGUUUCGGAUGGCCCGCUUGUCUUGUCGGGUCGGCUAGGGUAGGAUAGCUACCGGGGGUGGUCGAGAAGGCUGCUUGUGUUUUCCUGACGUUAGUCUGUUUAGUCUGCUACUCUUGGAUCGCAUGGAAUUUGAGUGCCACAGUGGGCAGCUAGCUUGGUGCUUGGCUGUUCUAGUCGCGUUACUUAGCGCAGCGGCUUGGCACUUCUCGGGGGGAGUUUGCUGCUACUGUUCUGAUGCGAUGUGCUCUGCAGCUGACCACGCAACGCCUGAGCCUGAUCGGGAAUUGAGGCCGCCCUAUUUGAACUUUGUUUGUGCUAUUCGUCUUUGCUGUCUCGCAAUUCAAUAGGUUCCCCGGGGUUACCUAGCUCUCUAGCUCCGCGCGGAAGUCCGACUGCCACAGACCACCACCUGUACCGCCGAACCGGGCAACGGACCGCCAUGGCUGCGCCCUCGGGAGGUCCGUCCUCGCACAGAGUUGGUGGUGGUGGACCGCACGCACCGCAGAACCGAUACGCAACGCCGAAUCCACAGGUUCCGCAGCACCAGCGGAAUUUCGUUUCCGGGCAUCAUCAAAGUGCUCAACACGCUCGGACGCCGAUGUCCAUGCAGAUGCAGAUGCCGCAAGGCUACCGCAAUCCGUCGAGCACGACUCCGGCUUACGGCUAUCCGCAGCAUUCGGGUGCGCCCCAUCGCAUGAUGGGUCAACAUCAUCCUGACGAUGGGCACAUGCUGUCGCACCAAACCCCGCGCACUCCGAUGUUUGAACGAGGGAAUAAUAUGCCGGGUGGAAGUAGGACUCCCAUGUACUACAGCAACGAUGGCAAUUUGUACCCCUUGCGAGGAGGCGCUUCCGGAACUACGCCGGGAGCCGCCGCCUACGGUGCUGGGUUUCCACCCCACGACUCGUCCAAUGGGAUCAUGCAGAACAACAGUAUGCAGUCGUACAACCAAAUGCGCGGUGCGCACAUGCAGCCAACCCCGGGAGAAGGGCAUCAGGGCCACAACCGCCAGCGCGAUUUCAAUUACCGAGGACAUGGUCCGCAUUUCGACGGCAAUGGCAAUGAUCCCACGCGUUCCACCUGCAUGAGCGGCAUCGGGAUACCGACGCCACGAAGUCACAUGCCCACGCCGAGAGGUGAUGUGCGGCAGCCGCAUCGCAUGCAGGAUCAACGAUUGCAUGAUCCGCGACGUCAGGACAAUAGUGUGAUCCUCAAAGACCAGAACGCGACCCAUUCCAAAUCUCGUCGGCCGCAAUUUCCACGUUCAGCCGCAGAUAGAGAGAGGGACCGAAGCUGUUCGAGCAACGCGGGCUGUUACGUGAACAGCAAUGACGAACAAGAGAAUUCCAUCGACAUGCGGAUGGUUCUUCCCGACCGGAGCGCCAGCACGCAACAGGACGAGCAAGUGGAGAAUACGUGUUCUCGAUCACGGGCAGCUCUUGCCGACCACGGGGAGGAUGUGAAGAAAAACCGAAGUAGCCGGAAUUGCUCCGUGGACCAGAGUCAACAACAGGAGCAGGGGCAGUUGCCACCAGGAGGACCAAGCCAAAACACUUCCAGAGGAGCGAGUUUCUUGCAGAAGCGCCAGCAACUCAUGCAGGCACACCCGCAGCUUUCGUCCGCGGCUGGUUGCAAUAGCUCGUCCUUGUCCGCCGUCGGAGGAGAAGGCGGAUUACCUACUUCGGAUUUUGAUCAGCAAGAUCUGUUACCGCCGAAGCUUACCGCGCAAGUGCGCAAGAUCAACGAGCAGAGGAGGAAAAAGCAGAUGGAGAACUGCGGCAUCGCGAAGUUGGACACGUACCAAGAGUGGAUGAAGAUCGACGACCAGCCGCAUAGGAUGCAGUUGGGAAGCGGUAGAGGGGAAGGGCUAUACCAGCUGGUAAUGAUAUUUGUUCUUCUUUCAUGGAAUUCAUCUGCAUAUCGGGGUGAAAUUUCAGAGUAGAUUUAUUGCGAUGCAAAUUGAAAAUGAAAGGAAGUAAUACCGGAAGAGCAAAAACCCUACCCCAGGUCCUGGACCCGGCCAAUAUGCAGAAGUACAUGAUGUGCCCUUACUGCAACGACAACGUGCUCUACAACUCGUUCCCCACGAUGCGCGCGCAUUUGCGGCAAUGUGAGAAGAUGGCCGUCCACCGGCUGCGGCAGGACGUGUGGGCCGGGAAGGUGAAAGACGACAAAGCAGCUUCCUGUUGCCCGGAAAUCUCCGACAACCCCGCUUUGGAAGAGCUGAAGAAGAAGGAGAUCGCGCUCGUCGAAAAACUCGUGUUGCCGCGGGAGCUCGAGGAGAACCUCAAGCCGACCGCGCUGGAGCAGCAGCAGAUACGGGAAAAGUGGGAACAGGUGGAGAAAAUCGACGAAGACCACGCGAAUCAGAGAGUUGCUGCUGACGGCAAGGGUUUGCUUUCAGGUGAGCUGGAGGAGCGUCGCCGAGGAGAUAAAAGUCGGCGUGGGAAGCAGGAGCAGGCUGAAGCUGCCGUUCCUUCCGCGUCGUCAUCAUCUGCAGAGAAGCGUGGUCGCUAUGCGAAAGCGAGCAGACAGCUCUCCCAUAUGGAAAACCAGCAGACCGACAUGAGCGACAACGAUUCGGAUGAUAAUUUGUCUUGUGACAACUACGAGCGUGUCGUCCCCGGUGCUGUUUUGGAGAUGGAGCAAGCCGUGCGUGACGCGACGAAAGACAUUUUAGCCCGGGACGAGCGAAACAGGACCAUGAGCGGGAACGGCUUGCCUGACGAAGAGGAGACGGAUAAGAAGAUAAGGCAGCGAAAGAACGCUCCGCCUGACCUGCGUCAGGAAGAACGCCAUCAGAAGAUCAAUCAUCCUACUGUUACCGCGGCCGGCACACGGAAAAAGAGCGUAGCGGAGUUCGAGGAUGCGGAAAAUGAGUACGAACAGAACCUGGAGUUUCGGGUGAUGCAGCACCCGAAGGUGAUCGAAAAGCGGGAGCAGCUGCGGCAGCGCGGCAUGGUGGACUACGAACCGGUGAACUUGCGCAGGGACGCAAAAGACGCGAUUCUCGAGGAAGAAAACGAAGAGCGGCGGAAGCGAAGCUUGAUGGAGCAGGAGCAGAUUGUGCGGCCCCGGCAGGCGGCGUUGAAGAAUUGGGCCAAGGAGAACGCCGGAAAAGCGGUGAAGUGCGGCGAUCACUUUGAAAUUACUUCUAAAGGGGUGGAGCAGGUGGGACAUUGCGAGAAAGGAGAGGAGCGGAAGAAAAUCGCAUGCGGGGCCUCUCCUGUAUUGCGAACACGUGGCUCCGGGGGAGAAAGUAGACCGGAAGAAGCUAGUGCUGGGAAAGUUGUUGUAGGAAGUUUGGAGCCGAAAGAAUCCCCGUCCGCCAAUUAUCCGGUGCAGCAGAAGCGGUUUCGAAAGCAAGCACUCUCACCGCAAGAGUUUCCAGAACCUCCCUUGAAGUCGGAAAAAACGAAGGACCAAGUCGAGGGCGGGACAGUCAAAGACAAAAACGAACCUGCUCGUCGCUAUGACGAAAAACUAGCGCCCCAGACCGGUACCUUCGCGCUUCACGCCGUUGAUCUUGGUGACGAGCGGUCUAAAACUGCGGCUUCUGCUGGAGGGCACGGCACCGGUGAAACGGACCGUCGCUUGAAUCGCGAUGCGUCGGAGGUGGAACAAGAUGUGAAGCUCGCUUCUGGAUCUUCCAGAAACCCGGCUAGCAGUACCAGACACGACACAGGGAUCGUCCCGACCACGGCUUCUUCCCGACUGGGUACUAGAACAGCAACACCGCCGAAAAUAGAUCCAGCAUCCACGACGCAACCGAAAGAAACCCCUGCACAGUUGCCGAUACCGGAAAAGCCGGCUGCAAGCGGACAAACAGUGACGAAGAAGGAUCUGCAGAACGAACCUGGGGCAGAGCGAGCACAGGAAAUUAGUGGGAUGCAAGCACGGAAGAGUGCGACGCUUCAAGACCAAGGACUUGCUCCUGGCGAAGGUCAAAGUGUACAACUGGAGGAGCCCACAAAAUCUUCCUCCGCCGCCCAGUUUCAGAACCUGCAAUUAUCCCGCAAGCGCAAACAGCUGACUCCGCAGACCAGCAACGAAAGCAACCGGCCAGUUCCCGGAGUUGUUGCAAGCGGACAAAGCGGCACUGCAGCAUCUGGUGUACCGCAGCAGACGGGUGGACAAGUAUCAGGCACUGGACCGGCAGGGCUUCCGCAAACCGAUACUCAAUUACUUCCAGAUGUAUCAAAGCCCGCUGCUAAAGCAAAUCCGAAGGCGAAGGCAAGAGGGAAGCGAAAAGUUGCGAAGAAGGACGGUGGAGGAGACCAUGCAAUUCCUGAAGAAGAGCACUCGUCAAAGUCAGCGGCGCCAAAGCAAGCUGCGACAAGAUCCGCGGGCGCAUCGACAACCACUGGUGCAAAGGAACGUGAUCGCACUUCGGCUCUCAUGUCUGCAUUAUUCAACACGAAUAUGACGAACGGAGGAAAGAAAAACAUGAACAUCUUUGGAAGCGGGACUGCUGGCAUGGCGAUUGGUAUUAAAAACGCACACUCCACGAAUUCGCUCCUGCGUGGACCCUUCAAACAGCAUGUUGACGUCGCACCGAAACCAGAUCCUCCACCGUCGCCGCCGAAGGUGAAAAAGUCCGUUCCGAUGAAGCGUGCGGCGAAGAGAGAAGUUGCGCAGCAAGCCGAACAAGUGGAAGCCGUAGCCCUCGUUCCGAGUGGAGACGUCGCCGCACCGCCGGCGGCACAGCCCGAGAAGCUGGAGCUUUUGCUUUCGCCGGAAGAGCCGCCGGCAAAGAAACCCAAAGUAGGAAGACCGAAGGGCUCGAAGAACAAAAAGAAACCUCUCCCAGCGCAAGCACUGAAUAUGGACGUCGACGAGGACGAUGUCGGGUCACACGAUGCACAAACAGGAACAGCACGCCCAAAGUCCACAACUGCGUCAAAAGCAAAAGCUACUGCAGCAAAGUCCAAGCCGAAAGCGAAACCCAAAGCGAAGGGGAAGGCCAAAGCAAAGCCAAAAGCGAAGAAUAAAGCAGGGGGCGGCGGGGAAGCUUCAACUGCGGGCACGGGCAACGACUCCAGUGCCGCGGAGGGUUCCCCAGUACUUCCGCAGGAAAUACUAGUCGUGCCUGCGCCGCCUGUUCCAUCAGGCACAGGGUUGAACGGUGGGGACGUGCCAGCAGCGAGUAAAGUACCGGCGUCGAAGGAAGACGAGGAAAUCGACGACGAAUCCCCGGCAGGAUUGCAAAAUCCGUACGCGAAGUCGGACUCUGAAAGCAGUUCAGAGGAGGAGGUCGUGCAGGAAAAGCAGAAAGAAGCAGCGAAAAAGCCCGAGGAUGUGAAGAGCUACGACGAAGGAAGCUUCAAACCGCAGUCAAUUACGUACCAGAACAACGCCCUUGCUGUGAACCAAGCACCGACAGCUUCGGCUCCGCCGCAGACGAAGCAGCAAGCAGAUGUGGAGCGGGUAUCUGGAAAACCAGAAAAUCGAGUUGUGCCGGCGCAAGUGCAACCGCCCCAAGAAGCGGCUCAGCCGCAGAAGCAUCAAAUUGCGACCAAACACACCGCGAUCAUUCCGUCAAUCGAAGCGAUGGUGUGGGUGCCGAGCCUCGUUGAUCGUCCGAAAGAUGGAGCAAAGAACCACAGGAGCAAGGAGAAUCUUCCCGCGCAGCCGCAAACCAAGGAAGAAGAGAAACUUCUGGCGAAAAAAGUAGCCGCGGAGCAGCUGGUGCUGCAAAAGGAGCUCUACCGUGAAACGGAGAGGGCGAAGAACCGCGUGCGAAAUUUUUUACGAAAGUGCCCGCCCGUGACACCGCGCGCAAGCUCUUUUGACCGAAAUGUGAUCUUCAAUUCACCAGCGCCCGGUAGGAGUAGGACAACCGACGCCUUUGUCCACGCCAGAAGUCUCUCACCCGCAAUCUCCCGAUCGGCUGCAGCGCGGCAGGUGAUUUCUCUGAAUCGGAGAAGGGAGGAACUGGCAGAAGCUAUGCUGCAGGCACGAAAGAAGAAGGAGCAGAAUCGCUCAGCAAAAGAAGGUGCAACAAACGAACUCAAGCUCAACACAGCGGCACCACGAGGCGGGACUGCAGGCCAACCGCAGCGGCAAAGCAUUAUGGAACGGCAAACGAGGCAGGAUCGAGAGGGCAUCAUUCGACAGCAAGUACUGAUUACUUACAACUUAAUCCCCGUUGUCACGUAGUGAUGGAAAUGUCUGUCCUCUGCUCUGUCCUUUUGAAUCCUCCGUUCUAAUUUGAAAAAUAUUGAAUUCAGGUUGUUCAUCAUCUCGCAGCCGCGGCUCCAGCGAAUCCCACCUCCACGAUCGGCAAUUACAACACCGUGAAAAAAGUAAACACCUUGGUGGUGAACCAACCAAAAUCCGCGCUUUCCACGGCACAAAUCUCGACGACAACACCGAAGUGCGGUACCGGGUCAAGCUUAAACCGCUGGGGGAAUCGUCGACGUUCUUUGGGGGUGUAAAGGCAAAAGGCUGGGAGUUCGAGCCCGAUGAGUAAGCAUCCGCAUUUCCUGCACAGGCGCUCUGGCAGCUGUAACGCCUGCGCAGACAAAGGAAAUCUAAGCCAUUGUGGCCUAGCUACUCUUAUGCAAUGUCUUGUCACUGUCGCAUCGAAGAGGAGGACAGGAAGAACUUACAUCUACACUGAGGGCGUCAUGUCUUAUAAUAUAUUUUUGCCAUUUUUCCAUUUCCGCCACCACCACGAAUUAAGCCGGCGCCUUGCUUAUGUUACACAUGAAUCACAACUCCACUCAAAGAUGAAACUAACGCUCGAAGAUGAUGCUGACGCAUAAAAGGAAGUACUUACUUUUAUUUUCUGCAAAUAUUAAUGCGAAGAAGGAUAGUAUGAAUAUACAACUUUCGAUGCUUGAACUUGAUACAAGAAACUCAAAAAUCAGAAUACAAAAAAAGUCAUUUAUUAUUUUUAGUGCCUCUUCUCUGUGGUUAGUAAAAAAUAUUGCACCUCAACCAAAUUAGGUUUUCUAUUUCUUUAUUGUGCCUGCACCGCUUGAAAGCGUGAAUGGAGAGCAUUACCUGCGGUUUUUUCUCCGCGAACCCCUUUCGCCUCUUUCUUGUCUUCUUCUUCGCGCCGGCUUCGAUGCUACAUUGGGUACUUUGAAAUUUUCAGCGUCACCAACUCGACCUAGUUGUGGUUUGUUGAUUCCUACUUAUGAUUGUAGUACACGUACAAAAUAUAGCAGCAAGGGAGAGAUGGAAAUACACUGCUAGUGCGAGAGUAGUAGAACAUUACGUAGGAGUGCCAGGACGUUGGUUACUACUUUAAUGAAAGCACCAAGGUAGGAGUUCCAUUGCGACCCAGACGUUUGCGAGCCUGGAUAUGAUGUCGCAGUAUGUAGCUUUGGCCGAUCGGAAAGGGGGCGACAAAUGAGGAAAAACUAUCUAAAGAUGAAGUGCGAAGUGGGAAUAUAAAUACUCCGAACGUCUUCACAUCUGUAAAGAUAUUGACAACUACUUCAGCAUGAUCGCCCUCACUCCUAUCUUCCAAAAAAAGAUUCUAAUCAAGCCGACUUGUUGUCGUUGUACUGACAUUCUAGCGCCACAAUCUCUUUCCGCACAAAAGUCAGCUCUAAGAGAGGCUAUGAGUAUGACCUCUCCGAAGAUGUUGUCGAUUUGCUCAAUUUUCGCAGCGACGUGAAAGAAGCUAGGGCUAAAGCCACAAUGUCUUGUCUUAGCGCCGAUCAAGCUCACGUUUCUUGGGUUGUUCAGGCAACGGUUGUGCCCCAGGUGUUAAGUCCUUGUGUUGUUCCAUGAUUUAUAUUUUUUUUUUUCAAGUUUCUCUAUAAUCUCCCCGUUCUUUUUUCACUUCUUUACGUUUUAUAAUUAAGUAAUUUCGAAUUUUCAUUUUUUCGUAUUCAUAUUAAUCGUGUUCUCGUCCUCGCACUACCUCGAAGAAAAACCUCUGGCUUGCGCUUGACUUGUUUUUGCAAGUGUGCGCGCGCUUAGAGGCUUUUUUCCACCUUGAGAAAAGGACUACACUUUGUGUUUUUCAUAAGUUUUUUGUUCGUCAAGAUUAAUCAGAAACAAAAAGAACUCACUGGCAACAUUUAUCUGCAUUCCAUUUUCAACAACAACAAAGCAAAGAAGCAGAAUUGUAUCUCGACCAAGUAAUCUAUCAUGUUAUGUUUUACUUUUUUGUGCCUGGACUGCUUAAGAAAGUGAAUGGAGAGCAUUGCCUUGGGUUUCCAAGAAACCCUUGGCGUCUCUUUCUUUUUCUUCGUGGUUUUGAUAGCUAGAUUUAGUGUUUUAAAACUUGAAAGCUUCAACAACGUCACCACCUCGACGUAGCAGUAGCUUUAUUUGUUUUUCGAUCCCUUCUUGCGGCUGCAGUACAAGCACGGUGGUCGCAAGGAAGAGAGAGAUUGAAAAUUCGAGCAAAACCAACAGGAGUAGAACAAGAGGUAGAAGCACUAUUUCUAUUUGCUAGCUUAACUACGAAAACAGCGAGACCAGACAUCAAUUACGACGUUUGUGAGAAUGGGUAUCCCCCUUCGCAUGAUGUUGUAGUAGUUUUGUAGCCGUCUUUGCCUGUCCGAAAGGAGAAAAGUAGGAACUCGUUCGUCGUCGUGAACUACUUCGCAAAGGGCGGGCGCUGACCCGCUGUAGACGGCACAAAUCUCGACGACAACGAUGCACGAUCAGUGCGCGGUUCCGCAGCCACUUGCUCCAGUCAAAAGACCGCGUGGCAGCGUCCAUUGUGUCAUGUGCCUUCUGGAGGCUCGCUCCGGAGCUGACCGACUUCCCAGCUUUGGUCUUCAGGUCCCUAUGACGGUACCAAUGGAAAAAAAUCUCGGCUCGGUCUUUAUCUAAAUCGUAAAACUUGUGCCUAGCUUCCCGCCUUAAACGCUUGUCGUUGAAAUGCUCGUCCUUGUCUAUGCUGUUCUCUACUUAUUUAUCCACAGUAAAUUUCCCGUACACGUAUAAAUGCACUCCCUGCAUGACAAAACUUGGCUUCGGUCCUAGUUUAGCAUGACAAGUUUUACACUACGAAUUGGUAAAAUUUGUGAUGCAUCUUGUACAUGUACGGAAAAUUUGUAUUGCAUAUUGUUCAUCUUCUACUUCAUCUUCAUCCGAAUCGCGGGACGUGGUCCCGCGGGCUCUUCUAUCGAAAGGAAAAAUCCCCCCUCCCCAUAUCGAAAACGAAAUUUGUGAUGCUGUAUUUGAGGUCACAAAUCGACUUGCCAUGCUAGAAGGCCAAGAGCCGCAGUCGCGGCCUCGUUUGCAGGCAAUUUGUCAUGCUGUUUCCCACUCUCAGAUGCCUCCUGUCAUGCUGAAGAUGCAAGGCUUCCCCUUUCCACCCAGCACUCCAGUCCGCAUCUUUUGUCGUGUAGCAUGACAAAGCUGAUUCGUGACAACAAAUCUGCAUCACAGAUUUCCGUUUUGAUAUGGGGAGGGGGGAUUUUUCCUUUUGAUAUCUUCGUCGUGUGGAGGUGGUCUUCUUUCCUUCUAAGACUUCUAAAUUUUCUAUCCGAGUGCGCGACAACUCCCCCUCACGACCCUCAUUGAUUUGUGUUCUUGCAUGAACAGCAACACAAGCGCUGGCAAAGAUGCAGCUUUUGCAUGACAAAUUCCUUAGAGGAUCACUGUAGUGCUGUUUUGGCUUUCGGAAUCUGUCAUGCAAAGUAGAGUGCUAACAGGCACAAGGUAGAUUUCAGAUUUUGCAUGACAAAUGAGGGGGAGGGGGAGUUGUGCACUGUCAUAUCUUCCUCGUCCUUCACCUUCUCAUCGUCGCCAACGUCAUCAUCUUCCUCUAUUACCUUACCGUAGUAGUUGACCAUACUUGUCGUACCAGCAGAAGUGUGAAUUGCAAAAGUAUCGUAAUCGUACUCGCACUGGGACUUUCUCGUCUGCAUAAGCGCCAGUGUGCCGACAGUGCGUACACGUCCAACACCUGCGGCACAAAUCUCGACGACAACACCAAAAUGCGGCACCGGGUCAGCAAUGGCCAGCGCACCCUUUGCGAACGAGCGCAGAGACUACUCGGCAAAGAGAAGGAUUGAAUUUCCGAUCGUGCCGGUGCAGAUGUAAAAGUGAGCUUUUGCGCGAAGAGGGAUGCGCGGUAUACUUUGACAGAUGCAACUAUGUGCUUCACAAGUACAGCAGUAGACAGUCGCAUCUUUUUUCGAAUUUUGAACAAAAUGAAAAUCACAGUUAACCGCUGCUGGCAUUAUUCGCGACGUGUGCGUGAGGUUAGCUGUCACAGCUUUGGGUGAUUGGGCGACGCCAGACCAGCGAGCACGCAGCAGUUGCGGCCAUUGCACCAGCUUGCAGCGACGUUGGGUCGCUGCGAGCACGCAGGCCGGCAUUGUCGGCCGACUGCGUUGUGCCGUGCGUCGCAGCUGCGGCGCGCUCGCUAAUCCAUGCAUCGAGGCGGGUGGAGAUUAACUCCCAACGCCCGCUCUCCCAAUGCUCCACCGGGCGAGAUUCAUGCUAGGCCAUGGCCAAGGUGCGCGGCAUGUUCAGCCAGUGCAUGCACUGGAGAUCAUGCCCGCAAACCAGGGCCAUGCUGCCCGUUCUCUACACCUCUCUAUCUUUCCCAAGGGCUGGCUUUCAGAUGCCCGCCCAUGCGAGUAUCUAAGAGCCAGUCGCCUCAGGAAGAUAUACCCUGAGCUUCUGCUUCGCGCAGUGAGCAUGCCCUCUGUGGAGGGGCGCUUGCGUGGAGCAGAAGCGCAAGGCAGCGACACACUGGGCUCACGCGGGGCCGGGAUCGCAAGGGACCACACAUCAACACGUUUCCGCGGGGAAACAUGCCGCGACGGGGACCUACGGACGCGACGCAGGGCAUUUUCUGAGGUACAGAGCGUCGCUGGGGACCGCGCGGCACGCUUCGGGCGAAGCGUGUCGCGACGGGGACCUACGGAGAGACACGACACGAGGCUCAUAGCUUCGCCGUCGCGUCGGCAGGGACCGUAUAUACGCUUCGCUUGAAGCAUGCCCCAAUGGGGGCCCAAGAGGUAGCACCAAACUCCUGUGGAGAGGGUGCCUGGGUCACACAGCAGGCUUCGUGGAAGCGUGGCGCGACGGGGGGACCACAGAGCGGACACCACACCCUUGCAGGGUUGGUGUCGACAGGGCCAGGGACCGCACAGCACGCUUUGUAAGAAGCGCGCCCCGAGGGGGACCUGCGGAGACCAACACACCACACCGAGCCGUAGUGGAGUUGAUGUCGACGGGGACCACGAACACGCUUCGCAAAAGCGCGUCGCGAUGGGGACUCACGGAGACACGCGACACCAAACCUGUAGCAAGUUUGCAACACGCGUCGGCGGGGACCACGUGGCACGCUUCGCUUGAAGCGUGCCGUGAUGGGGACCUCCGACCUCCUCUGGAGGUGGCGUGAGGGCCACGCGGCGUGCCUCUGCUUCGUAGAAGCCCGCCGCGCUGGAGACUUCUCGAGCCGACACCAACCAAGCCUUGCGAAGUUGGUGCCGGAGGGGACCACACAGCACGCUUCGCAAGAAGCGCGCCGCGAUGGAGACCUGCGGAGACGACACCAAACUCCCGCGGAGCUGGUGUCGACGGGGACCACGCAGCACGCUUCGCCUGAAGCGUGCCAUGGUGGGGACCUACGCGGCAGCACAAAGCACCCUUGCAGGUGGUGCCACAGCGCCACGCAGCAUGCUUCGAGGAAGCGCGUCACAGUGUAGACCUGCGGAGCCGACACCAAGGCCCUGCGGAGUUGGUGGCAACGGGAACCACGCCGCACGCUUCGUUCAAAGCGUGUCGGGUGCGGGACCUGCGGAGACGACACCAGGGAGCUCCUGCUGCGGAGCUGGUGUCGACGGGGACCACGCUGCGCACCUAGCCAGAUGCGUGCCGUGAUAGGGACCUGCGCAGCGCGCUUCUCUCGAAGCGUGCCGUCACGGGGACGCGAGCACACGGCGCCAGGCCUCUGUCCGAGGCACUGGCGCUGUGCGGCAGGGGGCGCACGCGCUGCCAUGUCGUGCAGAUCUGCGCACAGCAGCAGCACUACCUUGGCGUGCGUGUCGCGCGCCCUCACUUGCUGCUCGCGCAAGUGGGACUCAUUGAUUUGUUGAGCGCGGCUUGCGGCCACGCCCCAACUGGGGCGCGGGUCGCGUGGCGGAGUGCGGUAACGCGCGUCAUCAUUGGAGUGCACCUGCUUGCCAGCACAUCCAACAAAGGCCUCCCGGGCGUGCAGCUCGGCUUGCGCCGCAGCACAGCCCGGGAAAGCGUUUCCGAAAACUCUCGCCCGCGCCUUCACUGGAGUGCACCUGCGUGCCAGCACCUCCAGAUCCGACCUCCCGGGCGUGCACCUCGGCUUUCGCCGCAGCACCACCCGGGAGUGCGUGGCAGAGUAUGGCCGGCGCGUCUUCACUGGAGUGCACCUGCGUGCCAGCACCUCCAGCUUAGACCUCCAAGGCGUGCACCUCAGCUCUCGCUGCAGCACCGCCCCGGAGUGCGUCGCAUACAUCUGCCGCCUCGCGCGCCUUCACUGGAGUGCACCUGCUUGCCAGCACCUCCAGGUCCGACCUCCCGGGCGUGCACCUCGGCUUUCGCCGCAGCACCACCCGGGAGCGCGUGGCAGAGUGCGAUCUGCGCGUCUUCGCUGGAGUGCACCUGCGUGCCAGCACCUCCAGCUUAGACCUCUAGGGCGUGCACCUCAGCUUUCGCCGCAGCACCACCCCGGAGUGCGUCCCGCACAUCUGCCAUGGCUACUCUCUUUCAUUUUCUUUUUGGUGAUAAACGGCGCAGGGCCGCCGCGGGUGUGUACUUAUUCCAAAGCCAGACCGUGCAACACCACACGCAGAGGGGAAACGACAACACGCGCCCGGCGCGCGCCGUUGCCCCUACAGCGGUGUCGCUCCCGUUAGCUGGCAGCGCUUAACCUCAUUUCGCUAUUGAUCGAUAUGUUGGACGCGAAAUACCAUUUAUUUGCAGCGAGCUUUUCUAUCUGGUCGAACUUUUACACUCAAUCGGACAGAUGUUCCACCUUGUCAAGUAUUUGCGCCGGUAAAUCAGAUGAACUUUUGUAUCGCCUUUAACACCAGAUACCACAAUGAGAAUGGGCUUGAUUUAUCUUGGUAAUUUUGAUUUUACUAUUGGAUUUUCAUCGCAUUUUGGUGCUCUACAAAUAAGUAUUGUAAUUUUAUGUCAGCGCAAGAACUUGUUGUCGCGUUGGAGAGGCCAUUAGCUCUCUUUCAUCGAGAACUCCAAUUCGUUGGUUCAUUCUAUUCACAGUGGAAUAAAGUAGAAAUGCUCUGAGAUUGGUGUAUUCACAAGUACAAUUCACUUCACUUAACAGUAUUCUUUCACUUUUGUUCGCAGCGCACCGAAGACGAUCUGAUAAACGAAAAGAGAACUUCGUUUUUCUUCCUUGUACAAUAGCUCACAACAGAACUUUCAUUCGUCAAAUCUACAGCCUUUCUAUCUCACCCAGUUUCAAAUCAAAUACAAAUCUAUGCAGCAGGAAGUCGUCAGAUAUAUGCCCUUCUUGAUUUGUUUUUAGACAAUUGCAAAAUUUUCUUCGAGCUAAUGUAUUUUGGUUUCACGAGCCCGUGAAAAAGGCCAUAAUUCGAAUUUUUGCCGGAAUGUAAUGCCAAUGGUAUUGCAUGACCGCGCAACAGUAGCAGGCGGCGCCACGGACGCCAGGAAUUCAGGUACUACAAGAGGGCCUGAUCCAGAAUCACGGCGCAAGAGCUUUGUUUACUCGGGAAAAAUGACCGAAAGUAUGCGAUGGCAGAACUUUUCUUAUUGUGAUUGCCCGUGCCCGACACGGAAAUCUAUUAAU